AAAGAAAAAAAAAAGAAAAGGAAAAAAAAAUGGGUGGAAAAGUUAUAAUAUCGGUGGUGUCCUUGAUAUUGGUAGUAGGGGUAGUAAUUGGGGCAGUUGCGGUGGUAAGAAAUGGUCACAACGAAAACUCAUCCUCCUCAUCAUCGGGAACUUCCAUGAAAUCAGUGACAACAUUUUGUGAUCCGACACCGUUUAAGGAUGUAUGCGCAAAAAGCGUGGCGUCAGUUGCGAACAACGCCUCGGCUACCCCGAAGGAUUACCUGAUCGCAGCUCUGCAGGCCACCGUGGAGGAAGUCAAGAAAGGCCUGGAAGUGGCCGAAAAAACCAAAAUCGAUGACAAAAAUGAUGCCUACCACCACACGGCGGUGGAGGACUGCAAGGAAUUGUUAGGGUACGCAGUGGAUGAGCUUCAGGCGGCUCUAACCUCAGUUGGGGACAGCCAGCUCCACACCUUGAAUGACCGGGUUGACGAGCUCCUCAACUGGCUCAGCGCUGUUUAUACUUACCAGGCAUCCUGCAUCGACGAGUUUGAGAAUCCAGAGUACAAGUCUGCCUUCCAAAACGGCCUGCUUAACGCCACUCAGCUCACUAACAACGCCGUGGACAUCGUCGCUGGCUUGUCCGAUCUUCUUAAAUCAUUCAACAUUCCUGUCCAGCUCCCUCAGGCCCGGAAGCUUCUGGAGGCCGGUAGUGAGAUGGGUCACGAUGGGUUCCCAACAUGGUUCCAGGCUGCAGAUAGGAAGUUGUUGGCUCAUCGUCCUAAUCGCCUGGUGCCAAACGCGGUGGUGGCCAAAGAUGGCAGCGGAAAAUUCAGGACCAUUACCGAUGCCUUGAGAGCUUACCCUCCUAAGUUUGCGGGACGCUACAUUAUUUACGUGAAAGCCGGAGUUUAUGAAGAAAAUGUGAUCGUUGAUAAGAAGCAGACCAAUGUGUAUAUCUAUGGAGAUGGUGCUGGGAGAACUAUUGUCACCGGCCACAAGAACUAUGGAAUCAUGCACGUUCAAACUUCCAAUACCGCAACUUUCGCUGCCCUUGGGGACGGAUUUAUUGCUCGUGGAAUGACAUUCCGCAACACCGCUGGGCCUGAGGGACACCAAGCGGUUGCACUCCGACUUCAAUCGGACAUGUCGGCCGUAUUCGACUGCAGCAUUGAAGGCUUCCAAGAUACACUUUACUACCAAGUCCACAGGCAAUUUUAUCGCAACUGCGUCAUCUCCGGAACCAUUGACUUCAUCUUCGGCAAGGGCUCCGCCGUCAUCCAAAACAGCUUGAUCAUCGUGCGCAGAGGCCUACCCUCCCAGUUCAACACCGUUACCGCUGACGGCAAGGAGCUGCAGAACGAUCGCACUGGAGUUGUCCUCCAGAACUGCCGCAUCGUGGCCGGAAGAGAUCUCGGACCUGUUAGGUUCCAGGUUCCGACUUUCCUCGGCAGGCCCUGGAAGCAGUUUGCUAAGACCGUCAUCAUGCAGUCGGAAUUGGGCGACUUGAUCAGACCCGAAGGUUACAGGAAAUGGGAUGGCGCAAGUUACGAGAACACAUGUGAGUAUUUGGAGUUUGCCAACCGGGGACCCGCGGCUAACCUCGCGUUAAGAAACAAGACUUUCAAGAAGAGCCGGGGGAUGACUGCCAGGGACGCUGGUAUGUACACCGUCAAUGCAUUUAUUCAAGGUGCCGCAUGGUUGCGACGCACAGGAGUACCUUUUGUUGGCGGGCUAUGAAUCUAAAACAUCAUACAAAUACAUAUCUACAAAAAGAAAAAAUGAAAAAUAUUCAGACCAUCUAAUCUUAUUUAGAUUCCCUUUGCUUUGGUUUUAAAUCCAUCAAUAUAGAUUGAUGGGUCAUAUUUAUUAUUACCAAAUACACCAACGAAAAAAAUAAAAAAAAAAAAAGAAGAAUUCUUAUGUAAUAAUGAUUUGAUCCAUUGACUGUCUAAUUCUAUGUGUGGUUCAAUUUUAAGAGAUUUAUGAAAGUAUGUAUAAAGAAUCUUAGAAACAAGAAAAAUACAACUUUUUAUGACUUUUAUUAAUUACCCACCUCAAGUCUGGUAUUAUUCUUCCUCAUCCACAGAUUUAAUCAUUAAAAG
Messenger RNA from Oldenlandia corymbosa var. corymbosa, 2083 nucleotides. Lineage: Eukaryota; Viridiplantae; Streptophyta; Magnoliopsida; Gentianales; Rubiaceae. The record is from the annotation of a GenBank genome assembly.